Messenger RNA from Crotalus tigris (Tiger rattlesnake), 1288 nucleotides. RefSeq names its product pulmonary surfactant-associated protein C-like. The record is from RefSeq and is a predicted model, not a curated record. The transcript is spliced from 6 exons. NCBI's taxonomy places the organism in Eukaryota, Metazoa, Chordata, Lepidosauria, Squamata, Viperidae. Gene Ontology annotation, cellular component: extracellular region; alveolar lamellar body. Gene Ontology annotation, biological process: respiratory gaseous exchange by respiratory system. The coding region runs from base 63 to 953 and encodes 296 amino acids.
UUUGACUUUCCACUUCAGUAACUGGCGAGGGGUAGACCUCAUGUUGAGGAGAGAGCCCAGUGAUGGAGAUGGAGAAGACAGAAGUUGUCACCAAGGAGACUCUACUCAAAGCACCAUCAGCUGCCUACCAUGCCCUGGAUCCAGAGCUUGGGGGUUGCUGUGAUCUCUGUCCGGGCUGUGGCUCCUGUCCAGGAUGCGACUCCUGUCCGAGUUGUGGAUCCUGUCCGGGCUGUGGAUCCUGUCCGGGAUGCGGCUCCUGUCCAGGUUGCUGCUGCCCCCCCUGCUGUGGUUGUGACUCCUGUCCCAGCUGUGACUCCUGCCCCAACUGCUGUUGCUGCCCGAGCUGCUGCUGCCCCCCCAGCUGCGACUGUUGCUGCCCCCCCAGCUGCGACUGCUGCUGCCAGCUGUGCUGCUGCCUCCCACGCCUGCUAUGCCAACUGCCCAAACUAGUUGGCUGCCCGGUGAACAUCAAGAGGUUCCUGAUCGUCCUGGUGGUUGUUGGCCUGGUGGUGCUGGUUGUCGUGGGCGCUCUUCUGAUGGGGCUGCACAUCACCCAGGUGCACACGGAGGCCCUUCUGCACAUGACCAUUGACGAGUUGGACGGAGAAGAGUCCCAGUUGAAGUUCUCCAUUGAUAAGGAAGAAGUAGCCACUUAUUAUGUGGAUGACGGGAUCCACAACCCAGCCACCAUCAUUUAUGAUUUUGCCAAGCUGCUGAUUGGCUACAAACCUGAACAUCAAAAAACCUGUUACAUUACCAGGAUGGAUAAGGAAAAUGUCCAAGGAGUAGAUGCUCUCCUCCAAGAAUUCCAGACCAAGUUGUCCGUCAUGCAUCUCAUGUCAAAGAGGAAGGAGCAAGUGCAUGAAGAAUUCUUUACAUCCCAGGUGGAUCGUUCAAACUUGGGAACCACAAUUAACGUCCUCUGCAAACACAUUCCCAUCUUCUACACUUAGAAACCUGGAUUGAUGGGCAUCCAUGGAGACCAGGGGUAAGAGGAAGCAAGUGCACAUCAGGAUGUCAGCAUACCAAUGAAGCAAAUUUCGUAAUUCUUUCCUCAGAAACUAUCCUGCAGUGAUACUUGCUGUCCCAUUGCUAAUCCCUGUCCUGCUUUUAUUACCUCUGUUCCUAAUCACUGCCAAUCCUCUUGGAGAUAACGGGUGACAAAGCUUAAAAGAUUUCGUAUAGCUGGUGCCUAUGACUUUGAAUACUAAAUAAUUACUAAUCAAAAUACUAAAUGCCUUAUGCAAUUCAGUACAAAAUUCUAAUAAAACAGAAUUUGAUACAAAAA